This is a messenger RNA of Pseudovirgaria hyperparasitica, 723 nucleotides long. RefSeq lists its product as uncharacterized. NCBI's taxonomy places the organism in Eukaryota, Fungi, Ascomycota, Dothideomycetes, Acrospermales, Acrospermaceae. The record is from RefSeq and is a predicted model, not a curated record. The coding region runs from base 233 to 658 and encodes 141 amino acids. The transcript has 3 exons.
CGUCGAUCUCUCGGCGGGUCCCUUCAGCUGCCCUGCAACACUGGGGUCAGCUCAACACCGACGUGACAGAGCUUGAAAUUAGCCUUUAUAGCUUCUUGAUCCUCCACCUUCUCCGUAUUUGUCUCUUCCUCCUCUACUUGUCUUUGCUUCUUCGACACAUAUUAGAAGAAAAGUGUGUUCUCUCACAUUUGUUCAGGCCACCGAUUUCGAAUUGACUAUUUCCACUAACAAGAUGCGUACCUCAAUCGCCGUCAUCGCAGCUGCCUACUGCUCUGUUGUAGUUGCUCAGAUCCAAGGUCUCCCCAAUUGCGCUCAAUCGUGCGCCAACAGCGGCCUUGCAGGCUGCGGUAUUGACGUCGGCUGCAUUUGUGGAAACCAAACACUGAUCGCCGAUCUAUCCUGCUGCGUUGCUGGGUCCUGUUCUUCUGACGAACAACAACAGGUCAUCGAUUUCGCCGUUGGGAUCUGUAGGACCGCCGGGAUUACCACCCUCCCAACCAUGGCUGGUUGCGCAACCACUUCGAUGACUUCGAUGGUGCCGAGCUCCGAAGUAGCUCCCUCGUCCACGACUGCUCCAGGUGCUGCAACUACAAACUUUGUCGGCGCCGGUAUCUGUGCUGGUGCUGUCGGCCUAGCUGGAUGGUUCGCACUGCUAUGAAAGUGCAGCGAUGCGCUGAUCAACUUCGAAUGUUUUGGUUACGGGAAGCUUUUGCAAUUGCACUC